AUCAAUCCUUCGUUACGAGCGAAGCCUCUGAAACUCAAAGGCGCGCCGCGCAGCAGCGGAAAACCCAAAAGGGGAAUUCCGCGACACAGAGGCGCGGCCACCGCCCAGCAGCAACUGUUCCGCCUCCCGCCGCCGCCCGUCGGGGAGCGUAAGCCAUGAAGUUCAAGGCCUUCUUCACCGACGACGGCAUCGCCCUCCUCGACAAGCGGUUCCUGCCGGCGAUGGACAAGGUCGGCCGCGUGUGCCACGUCUACCUCACGCCCACGCACGCCAUGCUCCUCCACAACCUCCUUGGGCCCACGGGGCCCGACGGCGGAGGGCCGCAGUGUGUCGCGCAGUUCGCCAAGGGCCUCCUCUUCCGAGAGUACAGCGUGUCGUCGCGAAACGGCAACCGCGUAGCCUUCGCCGUCGACGUCGCGCUGCUCCACCGCGCCCUCCGCAGCGCGCUCGCCGUCCACGCCCAGUCGCCGGCCGCCGGGGACGCCUCAGCCGCGAUACAGGUGAAGCUCGUCAACAAGCUGCCGGCAGGGUCCCGGUCUGCUUCUCCGUUUCUCACAUUCGAGACCAAGGGAUCCCGCGCUGCUGUCGUGCAGGACGUGCCAAUCUCGCGCCCUCUUUCACGCUCCGACGUUGAGCGGCUGCAGGCUGCCCUUGACGCUGCCCAAGAGCUCCCUCAGACUCUAGUCCAGGUUCCAGAUCUACCACAGUUACAGAGUUUGGUUGACCGUCUUAAAAAUGUCGGCGAUCUUCUGACAGUAGCUGUUACUCAAUAUGGUGAUCUACACCUGCAUGUUGCCACUUCUCUUGUUACUGUUGGUUCAGAAUUCAGGAAGCUCCGUAUUCUUGGUGUUCGUGCAACUGCACCUGUCGGUGAUCAAAAUUUGAGUGCUUCUACUCGUACUGAUAUGGCAAUCGAGAGAGGCGAGGCGCUCUCUGUGCAAGUGAACAUGAAGCACUUGGCUAAAAGUCUACAGUGUCAUUUGGCUAAACCUGACUGUACCUUUUAUGGUAUUGCCCCUGGUGGUGCUUGCUUGACUGUGAUAUUCCAGUAUUUCAUUCCAGGAACUAGAUUAACGGACAAAUCCAUUAGCUUCUACUGCAGGCUUCCGGUCCUUGACCCUGGCAGUUAAAGACAUUACAGCGUGGUAAUUACUGACUUGCCUCUGAUAUUAUGUAAGAAGAUUAUUCAAUAGUAAGCAUUUUCAACGGCUCAUUCAAAUUUGAUCAUCCAUAUUGCCAUUUGGAUGUCCAUCUAAGAUAGAUUUUCUCUUCAUAUCAAUUAUCACUCUAACAGAAU
Molecule: messenger RNA, 1297 nt
Organism: Oryza brachyantha (malo sina)
Lineage: Eukaryota; Viridiplantae; Streptophyta; Magnoliopsida; Poales; Poaceae
Exons: 6
Coding region: 156-1130 (324 amino acids)
Biological process (GO): meiotic DNA integrity checkpoint signaling; telomere maintenance; double-strand break repair via homologous recombination
Cellular component (GO): site of double-strand break; nucleolus; checkpoint clamp complex
Source: RefSeq, a predicted model, not a curated record